AUGGAUCGCCCCAGCUACCUGGAAGAGGACUAUUCUAGCCUGGAUGGGCUGGACGAUGACGUGUUUCACUCUGAUGACUUUGGACUUGCAGGUCAGCCUGGUGAGAUGACUGCAACUGGCAUUUUCACACAGAACCAGUCCUACAGCUGCCUUCUGGGGAGGUUUCAACUAUUCCCCCUCACACACUGCUGUGGUCCCGGUAUCAGGCAUCCUGAGCAGCAGGACAAGGCAACUCAAACACUCAGCCCGUCCUCUUCCAGUCAGGAUGUUAUGUUGCCUUGUGGAGUCACUGAAGAGCCCCGGAGACUCUUCUAUGGCAAUGCUGGUUACCGUUUACACGUCCCUCCAGUUGGCUUUGCGUUGGAUCCGCACCUCCAAGAGGAGCCUCAGGAAGGUCAGCGGGAAGCACGUGCCGAGGUGCAGAUCGCACGGAAGUUGCAGUGCAUUGCCGACCAGUUCCACCGGCUCCACAUACAGAGGCAUCAGCAGAACAGAAAUCAAGUGUGGUGGCAGCUUUUUCUCUUCCUACACAACUUGGCCUUAAACGCGGAGGCGAACAGGAACCACACUGGGCAGAGGUGA
Messenger RNA from Gymnogyps californianus (California condor), 582 nucleotides. It is a transcript of the gene BMF, whose product is annotated as Bcl2 modifying factor. Gene Ontology annotation, biological process: negative regulation of autophagy; positive regulation of apoptotic process; apoptotic process. Lineage: Eukaryota; Metazoa; Chordata; Aves; Accipitriformes; Cathartidae. The record is from RefSeq and is a predicted model, not a curated record. The coding region runs from base 1 to 582 and encodes 193 amino acids. The transcript has 3 exons. Gene Ontology annotation, cellular component: myosin complex.